AUGUGUGGCAGGGAAGACGAAGUGAUUACGGAUUUCUUCGACCAGGUCAAGUCCCGCAGCAAGGGUUACGCCUCCAUGGAGUACCAGAUCCUGGAGUGGCGGGACCAGGACCUGGUGCGGUUGGACAUCAAGAUCAACGGGGAGGACGCGCCCCCGCUGUCGACGGUGUGCCACAGGGACCAGGCGCAUCAGAGGGGUAAAGUGCUGACGGAAAAGCUCAAGCAGCUGAUCCCGAGGCAAAUGUUCCGGGUGCCGAUCCAGGCCUGCAUCGGGGUUAAGCCCGUGGCGUCAUCGGUGAUCCCGCCGAUGCGUAAGGACGUCCUGGCGAAGUGCUACGGUGGCGACAUCUCGAGGAAGAAGAAAUUGCUCAACAAGCAGGCUAAGGGCAAGAAGAGGAUGAAGUCCAUGGGCAGGGUCAACGUGCCCCAGGAGGCCUUCAUGGCCGUCCUAGACCUCGGCAACGAGUGA
Messenger RNA from Ectocarpus sp. CCAP 1310/34, 468 nucleotides. NCBI's taxonomy places the organism in Eukaryota, Phaeophyceae, Ectocarpales, Ectocarpaceae. The record is from the annotation of a GenBank genome assembly.